Molecule: messenger RNA, 2280 nt
Organism: Naegleria gruberi
Lineage: Eukaryota; Heterolobosea; Eutetramitea; Acrasida; Naegleriidae
Exons: 1
Coding region: 1-2280 (759 amino acids)
Molecular function (GO): protein binding
Source: RefSeq, a predicted model, not a curated record
AUGACAAAGAAGAAGGGAGGAGGAGGACAAUAUCACCUACCAAAACAUCUCCGAAAUAGUGGUGGAGGUGGCAAAGGAUCAGGUGGUGGAUCAUCCACUACCACUACUAUUAGUAAUAGUAACAAUUCUUCUACCAACUAUAAUAGUACAAAUGCUGAUGUCAAUAAUAUGAGUGCCUCUACCUUGAGUCAUCAACCGAUUGAGGUGUUAUCUAGAAUGUCUCCUCAAAAAUUGUUAGAGACAGUUGGUUGUUCUAAUAGCUCAAUGAUGGAAUUAGGUGAGGCCUACUAUUUGAGAUUGGUCUAUAUUGAUCCAGAUGAGGGAAUGAAGAAGAAGUGUAAAUUAUUGCAAGAAUAUUAUGGAAAUCUUUGUAAAUUGUUUGAAUUGGAGAGUUUUGUAACAGAGUUGGAGGUUGAUGUGAAUAUUGUUCAUCAAAAUGCUCAGUUAUUUGAGGAUAUUCAGAAUGUUCUCUCUGCUAUCAGUAAUCAAAUUACAACUUAUGAUAUUAGAGCAAUGUUAUACAAGUUGGGAGGGUUGACUCAUGCUUGUGACAUUUGUUGUACUUUAGUGUUUAUUAUUCCUCAUAUUAUUGACAAGUCAUUGAAUGCUCAGUGUAGCAAAUUUAUUGAAAAUUCACUCUUGGCUCUAACUUUUAUACUUUUCAAAAUAACAGAUCAUUCGAGAGGAAGAGAAAUUUUGAAACAAUCUGGCAUGUUUGGAACAUUGUGGAAUAUUUCUCAAUUUUAUUCACAAUAUAUUGACAAGUUCCUCAAGAAUGAAGGUCAGAAAACAGAGUGGUAUAAAGUAGACUCUGUUGUGAGUGAAACUGUCACUAGUAUAUUGUAUCAUAUUGGAGAAAUUCUGAACGCUCUCACUGAAGAGUAUGCUCUUGAAGACGAUUUUGAAAAAUUACUUAUUACUGCAAAUCCAAAAUGGUUUCCAACUAUUGGAAUGAAUGAAAAAUUUGGCAGAUUUACAAGUGAUAUUCAUUUUGCAAUUCUGGACCUUCCAGAUUUACUAGAUUGGAAUCCUAAUGAAUUUAAUCUGUAUAUAACUGGGUCGAAACUACGUUUAUCUGUUGAAGAUUUCGAUAUUCAUGCUCACUAUCCUGUCAUUAGAGCAAGAACUGGCUCUAAAUUCCUUCACACAGCCAACGUUUUGAAAUGGAAUCCACAAACAGGACUCGUCGAAGAAGAUAACGAUAAUGGACCUGGAUAUUAUAUUCUGAGAGGAGAUCACCAUCCAAGAAACACUCUUGCCUUUGUUAAAUUUAUCCAAGUAUUAUAUUGUGGAAAUAUUAAGAAAUAUCAAUCUGACUUUGAAUAUUUGAAUGAAUUAGUACCUUCCAGUUUGGGUAUACAAGAACAACAAAAUGAAAUCAAGAAGAAGGAAGACGAAAUGUGUGACUCUUUACACUCAUUCAGUAUUUUUAUUCAUAAUGAAGAAACCAAAAAAUCCCUUCGCCUUAUUGUACCUCAAUAUAAGAACUCUGGGCUCAGUUCAAGUGUUUCUCAAGCAUAUUCUUGCCUAUUUGACGAUACUGACAAGAUAUUAUUCACCCUCCACGUGCGAGGUUCAUACGGUUCACAAAACCAAUUUGAGAAUUAUAAGAAGGCAUACAUCAGAUCAUUAUCUUACAAUAAGACAAUUUCCCCCAUUAAUGCUGAUUUUAAGGCAUACUUUUCAAAUCAGCACUUGAAUUUAGAUCAACAUUACGACAUUCAAUUACAAUCCUAUGGAAAUAUUGUGGAUGAAGCAAUUGCAUCUAGUAAGAAUGUACACUAUAACAAAGUUUUAACCACAAUUAAGGAAGAAAGUGGAAUUCCUUCUCACAGAUGUAUUUUAGCAUGCAGAAGUGAAUAUUUACGAAAGGUUUUGGAAUAUGAAUCAUUAUCUCAUAAUAAUUCUACCAAUAUGGAUGAAUUCGUUGUUCAAGAUAUUUCCGCAACAACCCUUUGGAUUAUUAAUCAAUACAUGUACAGUGGAACCUCUGUAUUUGAAAGAAAUCCAAUACCUAGUGAGGCAUUGAUUGAAUGCUUUGUUGUCAGUGAUUUGUACAUGUUAUUUGGAUUGAAGAAGUUUGCAGAAGAAAAAUUAUGUGAGGUUUUGGCUCAGUGGAAGAAUCUGUUUUCUAAAUGGAAAACAGAAGAUGUUUCUGGUUCAUCGGAGAUGGCAAUUAUUGAGGAAUUAUUUGAACUUGCCACUGUACAUGUAGCUGUAAAUUUAAAAUCAGAUAGUUACGAUCUACUUAAAGAGUACAAAACCAAAACUAGUGAAUAA